AUGCCAUUUGAUGGUUGUCUUAAUUGUAGUUUUCAUUUGAAUAAUAAUGCUAAGUUUUUGUUUAAGGUUAAUGCUUAUUGUGUAAUGAUGAAUAUUAUCUCAAUUUAGAAUCUAAUUUAUGUGAAACCAACCUUGGAGAUUAAAUAAUUUAAGGAUAAGAAUAAUGUGAUGAUGAUAUUAUUUUUUUAUAUUUAAUUAUAACUAUAAUCAUGA
Paramecium sonneborni is the source of this 213-nucleotide messenger RNA. NCBI's taxonomy places the organism in Eukaryota, Ciliophora, Oligohymenophorea, Peniculida, Parameciidae. The record is from the annotation of a GenBank genome assembly.